Messenger RNA from Ciona intestinalis (vase tunicate), 1483 nucleotides. Lineage: Eukaryota; Metazoa; Chordata; Ascidiacea; Phlebobranchia; Cionidae. The record is from RefSeq and is a predicted model, not a curated record.
AGAAAUUUAGCUUAGGAUAAUUGAAUCAUAUUUAGUACACCCAUUUUGUUUCUUGGAUUAUACACUACAUGUCAUUAUGGAGUUUCCCUUUGCAAUAUGGAAUGCUCCUGGUGUUGGAUAUAUCCCAUUAAUUAAUCACAGAAACACCGAAGACAGAUUGCAGAUUUUCAACGAAAAUGAAAAAACUUUUGCCGACACCUUGGUUGGUGAAAGUGUCAUGGAACAUUGUGAAAAUCUGAAGAAGAACUUGCUUCAAUUUCAGGAAGAAAGUUAUGAAAAUGCAGUUGAACACAUAAGAAACAUCAGGCAAGGUGACACUGAAAAAGAGAUAACUCAUGUCCCCAAAACUCCGCGAACAGUUAAAAAAACAAGAAGAAGAAGAGUGGUAAAGGCAGAACAAUCAGUACAGCCAUUACGAAGGAGCACUCGUUGCACCAGAGCUUCUGUGAGAUUAGACAGCAGUUUAUUCAAUGAUUUGAGUUUGGAUCAAAGCCGCUCCUCCUUAUCAAAUGUCGACACUGUUGUGGCAGAAAUUACGAAAGGCCGGGAUAAAAAGAAAGGUUCAAAACGAAAAAAAGCAACCAUAGUUGUCCCCACUAUCGAUGAGUUAGAAGAAUGUGUUGAAAAGACAUCUGUUUCUGACGCUGUUAAAUCUAACCUGGACACUGUUUCACAAACUGUGGAACAUUUGAUUCAAUUUCAUGAACAGGAGAUUGACGUACAUAAGGACAAGCAGUCGCAACCUUCAUCCAGCUCAAAGGCACACACUGCUGUUGAUUUAAACACUUCCGAAGCUUUGUAUUCUGAAACACCUAUGCCAACCAGACCAAAACGAAAAGGUCGCUCAAGUGCUAGAAGGUCAAUAACAAAUCAACUAACAAACCAUUCCAAAACAAUUUCCAGGAAAUCUAAAACAACUAACAACAGAAAGAGCUUAAUUCAAAUUCUUCGCAAGUCGUUGGCGAACGAAAAUCUUAUUGUUAACGGCGAAAGUGAGGAAAAUGGUUGUGAACAAAUGCAUGGUAUAGUGGAAAAAACUGCAGUAGUAGUAGUUGAACGAAUGGAAACAGGGGAACCUGAACAGAACACACUAGAUCAAGAGAAUGAAGAUACUGCCAGCAAUGCUACUAUUACCACCUCUCAAACUGGGACAUUGAAUGAAACUGGUACAAUGUCGACAUCUACUUGUUCAUCAUCGGCUGCUACCAUUGAGCUUAAUGAAAAACCAACUGACCAACUUUCUGUUGAUGACAUUGUACAGAACAGAAGUUUCCCAGUGUUUAGUGUAUCUGACACUGAAGAAGAAGUAAAACCUACCAUGAGUCCUGUUCAUGAGCAAGAGCCGAUGAAAGCCCAAAAAAGUUCCCGGAAAUCUGUUCGUGCUUCGCGUAGAGUUAUCAGCACUGCUUUGCGUCGUUCUAGUAUUCGAAGAUCAACUAGAAUCAACCCUGGUAUGGCUCAGUCUGGGGAAGUUAUAUUACAG